UUGAAUUAGUUAAUGAUUCGUUUUCCAAUUUAAAAACAGUUCCAAAGGAAAAUUGAGCAUACAAAUCACUUGCCAAGGGCUUCGAGAUGGUUCGCGUACACGUGAAGUACGGCGACGGCGACGGCGACGGCGAGUUCCUCUACGACACUGAAACGACUUCAACAGUUGAUGAAAUCGCCAAAGACAUUACAGAAAUCGCGAAUCUCCAAUUGAAGAUUCAAUACCUCGCCCUCAAAUUCCAGCCUUAUCUCUCCAAGCUUCAAGGCGAUCCUAAAGUGAUGCCUCUUGUCAGAGCUCUCUCAGAAGCUACUUCGUACGCCUCCAAGGACCAGGUUAUACAUAACAAGCCUCUAUCAUUGUGUGUACUAAGAGAUCACACAAGAAGCAUUGAGAAGGAAUUCUUGGUAACAUGCAGAGUAAUCGGAUUAUCAAGUUCCGAUUUGCAGCAGUUCUUGUCAGGCUUACAUCUCCAUGAAGAAAAUACAUUGCAACUUUUGUGGGCAGGAAAAGAGCUCACCAGAGGGAAAAAGUUGUGCGACUUUAUAGGAAGAAAUGAGAAGACAAAGAUUCUAAUUAAGCUGCAGCCACAUGUUCCACCUCCUGCAUCACUUUCUGGUGGAGAAAAUUCUUGAAAUAAAAUGUCCUCUGGUCCGUGAAUGACUUUCAAAUUGAGGAACACACUCCUCUUGAAUGCCUUUCUUGUUUAUUGGCGUGUAUUCCUUCCUUCUGAGCUGCAAAGGUUUGUGACUUACCAAGACAUUUAACUGCCUGCUAGUUGACAGGAUGUUGCAAAUACUGCACGCCUGAAUUAUUUAUGUACUCCUUGCAUCUCAACUAUGACGACUGUCCUGAACAUUCUAAUGCUUAAUGCCACAAGUCAAACUCAGUGAAUCAUGUCAUCAGAUUCCUAUAAUUUGUAAGCUAAUGGAAAUAUUUAUUUAUUUUUAUGGAUUUUUGUCUUCCAAAAGGUGUCGUAUUUUGGCUA
This is a messenger RNA of Nicotiana tabacum (common tobacco), 985 nucleotides long. RefSeq lists its product as uncharacterized. The record is from RefSeq and is a predicted model, not a curated record. NCBI's taxonomy places the organism in Eukaryota, Viridiplantae, Streptophyta, Magnoliopsida, Solanales, Solanaceae. Gene Ontology annotation, biological process: regulation of cilium movement.